ACUACUCCAUCCAAUGAUUUUUGCCUAUAAAACAGCCACAAUUUUUGAUACGCAUCAAUUUGGGUGGCGCUAUUUUAAAUAAUUUUUAAUUAAAAAAUAUUAAAAUUGAAAAAUACUAGCGGAUGUAGAGUGCAUGAUUGUCACAGAUUUGGAUUGGAUCCGACAAGUGGCACCGGAUUCUCUCUCUCCGGCGCACACGCAGUGCAGAGGGACAUGGUCGUUGUGUAUGUUAGACUGAGUGAGCUCCCAAGCCACAAUGCUACGAACCCUCCGAUCUCGCCGUCGACCCCGCUACGGCGCCCCCCUCUGCGCCGCCGUCUCCGCCCUUCUCCUCCUCCUCUCCGUCACUGUUCUCCACAGCCGCCUCGGCUUUGACCGCCGCUCCCCGACUACUCUCCUCUCAAACGACCUCUCCUUCGAGACCAACCCCCUCCUCGACGAUGCCGUCUCCGAAUCCACCUCCGACGACCGCAUCGAUGAGCUCGACGUUGUUGAAGAAGAUCAGGACUCCGACCCCUCCAAGGCCUCGAACGAGGAAGAGAUUCUCCGAGGAGUCGAAUUUGAAGAUGAAGACGAAAGCGAUCAGUCUAAGGCUUCUGGGUUUUACUUCGAUCACGUUUUGGGGGUUAUUAGGCGGCCUUUCGACAAGCGUUCGAUCGAUAAAUGGGAGGAUUAUGCUAGUUUUGAUGUGGGAUUUGGCGUAGAGGAUCGUAGUAAGGGUGUAUUUGCGUCGGACGAUGUGGCGGUAGAUGAAGAAGUGAGGAGGAAGGUUGCGGAGGUUAAUGGGGUGGAAGAUGCACUUUUGCUAAAGACAGGUCGAAGGGUUAAUCCGCUGAGGGAAGGUUGGGGUUUGUGGUUCGAUAAGAAGGGCGACUUUUUGCGGAGAGAUAAGAUGUUCAAGUCAAAUGUGGAGCUAUUGAAUCCGUUGCACAAUCCAAUGUUGCAGGACCCAGAUGGGAGUGGAGUGACGGGGUUGACGCGGGGGGACAAAUUAGUGCAGAAGUUCUUGAUGAGUGAGUUCAAGAAAGUGCCUUUUGGUGUUAGGCACAAUUCCAUAUUGGAAGACCAUGGUGUUGGAAUUAAGAAGAGUACUGUUUCCAAUACCGAGGCAAAUGAGGGCUUUGAGAGUAUUGUGGAGAAAAGGAGAAGUGAUAUUAAAAGGGCUGAGCGGAGAACUUUAGAUGAUAAUGCUAAUAGUAGUGGCUCUUCCAGCUGGAAAGGUGUUGAUGCUAAUCAUACGUAUGACCUAAGUACUGAUUAUAGAAAUUUAUCAUAUAGGGGGAAUGGGAAAGAGGGGGAAAAAGACCAAAAUCAGGGAAAUUCUGGUGGGGGUGAAUUGUCUGAAUCAGAUAGGUUGAAGAAUGUGGGUUCUAAAGCCCAGAGUAGUUCUGAGUUGUCUGGUCAUAUAAGUGCUGACGGCAAGAGAUGGGGUUAUUUUCCUGGAUUGCAUUCGCAUUUGUCUUUUUCAGAUUUCAUGGAUGCAUUCUUUCGGAGAGAUAUGUGUGAUAUGAGGGUUUUUAUGGUGCGGAAUUCUCCGCCAUGGAUGUAUACUGUUCGAUACCAACGGGGCCUUGAGAGUCUUCUCUAUCACCACCGAGAUGCUUGUGUUGUUGUAUUCUCUGAGACGAUAGAACUUGAUUUUUUCAAAGACUUCGUGAAUGAUGGUUUCAAAGUUGCUGUUGCCAUGCCAAAUCUUGAUGAGUUGCUGAGAGAUACACCUGUCCACGUAUUUUCUUCUGUCUGGUUUGAAUGGAGAAAAACAAAAUUCUAUUCUACCCAUUACAGUGAACUUGUUCGGCUAGCUGCUCUAUACAAGUACGGUGGUAUCUAUCUUGACUCUGACAUUAUAGUGUUGAAUCCACUGUCUUCACUUAAUUAUUCUGUUGGCCUGGAGAGUCAGCUUGUAGGAGGUCCUUUGAAUGGUGCUGUGAUGGCAUUUAGAAAGCAUAGUCCCUUUAUUAUGGCGUGCUUGACUGAGUUUUACUCAUCAUAUGAUGAUACCCGCUAUAGGUGGAAUGGGGCUGAUCUCUUGACAAGAGUAGCCAGGAAUUUUUUGGAUAAAGAGAAUAUCUAUGAUAAACAGAUGGAGCUGAAAGUGCAGCCCUCUUUUAUUUUCUUUCCUAUUAACCGCAACAAUAUUACAAGGUACUUCACCUCACCGGCUACAGAGUCAGAAAGAGCUGAACAAGAGGCUUUAUUUAAAAAAAUUCUCAAUGAGUCACUCACAUUUCAUUUUUGGAGCAGCAUAACUUCUACGCUUGUUCCAGAGCCAAUGAGCCUUGUUGCCAGGCUUAUCGACCGCUCCUGUAUACGUUGCUUGGAUGUGAUGUGAAAUUUAGAAAGAAAAAUAAUUUUUUUAGUCCAUUCUUUCUUGUUGGCAAUUAAAUUGAGUUUUGAAUGGUGUUUUUUGAUCAACAUCCUCAGUUUCCCUUUUGAUUUCCCGUAGCCAAGGAUUUUCUUCUAGAAUCAAUGAGUUUGUGAGUUCUGAAAUACAGAAUGAUCUGUUCUUUUAUUUGUCCACCCUGGAAGAUACGAGGUUUUUUACCAGGCAGAAAAUACGUGUACGAAGAAGCUAUACAAAAUUUUUCAGUGUAAAUAUGAUGAAUUUCUCUUUUUGAACUUUUUUAUUUUUGGGUUGGGAGGGGGGUAGUAUGGACGUCUUAAUGGCCAGUGUAUUUGUAAGAGAAUGUGUUUAUUUUAUUUUUGUUUGUAUGACACUUCUCCUGAUAUAUUCAUUUUAUCCAUUGCAGUUUUCUUC
Malania oleifera is the source of this 2758-nucleotide messenger RNA. RefSeq lists its product as uncharacterized. The transcript is spliced from 5 exons. The record is from RefSeq and is a predicted model, not a curated record. Lineage: Eukaryota; Viridiplantae; Streptophyta; Magnoliopsida; Santalales; Ximeniaceae. The coding region runs from base 257 to 2332 and encodes 691 amino acids.